AUGGGUGACAAGAAGUAUCAGAAAGAGAUAAGGGAUUUUAUAAAUGCAUGGAGUGUUUUUAUAGGGCGGGGACGAACAUGGAACCGACAGCAGUAUUGGAGAAAGUUACUCCGGGAGGUUGAUAGCAUCUUUGGACAGUUAAUCAAGAAAAUUGGUGAAAGUAACAUUCCGAUCUCUAGCUUCUGUGGCAGUAUAUAUAAUGAAGACGGUCAGGGAUUAUGCAUUAAUAGGUGUGGGGAGAUUGCAAAGAUUCUGGUAUACAUGAGAGGGUAUAAUUACAACAAGGGAGAGCACAAAUGGAAAAAGAGGUACCCGCAGCACAGCAGCAGGAGGAACUUUAACGAAUAUUUAGAGGAUAUUAUAACGACAGUUUCCGAAAAGUUAGAAAAAGGGGAGGAUUUUCCGAGGCAGAAGUUUGAAAAAGGCUUGUGCGAGGACAGAAACUUUGGGACUAUACUAUUUCUAUCAGGGACUGUUGGCCAAGACAUGAAAAAACGCUUAGAGGACUUGAGUGCACAGUGGGCGUCAGGAAGAGUACAGAGUAAACGCGCACGAUCAGGCAAAUGUGCAUGGGCCAACACAGAUCAGGAUGAUGAGGAGGAACAGAAGUCUAAAGAGAACUGUGAUGUCACGGUGGACCAGCUGCAGGCGGAUGCGUAUACUAACAAAAUAAUGGACUGGAUGAAGGAUGAUCCCAAUACGCGAGUGCAGGCUUUGUUAGAGGACAUCAAGGCAGGUCAACGAUUGGGGGCGCCAGGAAGAGGUGGACCAGGAUUAGGACGUGGCAGGGGAGGAGGCAAAGGAGGAGGUAGGGGAGGAAGGGGGAUGACUCCAUCAAGCAACAUAUCGCGUCCAGGAACAGGAGCGGGGACGCGACCACAACCGGCACCAGCACCAAGACCACCCAGACCACCGAGACCACCAAAGGAAACGCCGCCAUCACCAGGAGUAGGGAAAGCAGGGUCAUCCUCCGUGGACCAACCCGGUGAGAAAGGCGUGAAACCACCCGGCAGUGGAGCAGCCGCACCCGCCCCUGCCAAACCAGCACCCGCCAAACCGGCAACAACAUUACCAACGAAUGGGACAACAGAAGACAAAACACAAGGCAAGGGGGGACAAACAUCACCAGAAGGAACAGGAGCACCUCCAGCACAGGGAACAGACACAGGACGAAACGCAGCAAGGAAGGAAGAUACAGACGACACACAACCCGUGGCAGGACCCCCACAUGUGGCACCACCAUCAGCACCGGACACUGGGGGCUUGGGAACAGCAACAGGACCCUCUGGCGCGACCACUUCUCAGAAGGAAGAUGCAGGUAACACUUCUAAGGCGGACUGUGGUGCAACUAAGAAGUCACAUGUGAGCACCCAAGGAGAAGUUUCUGUCCACACAGAAAUUAGCUUUGCACCUUCUUCUUCAUCUGAGUGCUCAGGUAGUGAUCCUUCGCAGAAGAAGACAGGCAAGGACUCAAAAGAAACAGUUCCAGAAAAGGCACCAGCAGCGGCAGCACCGAAAGCAGACGCAGAACCCGUACCAGCAUCCACAUCCUCAUCCAGUGAGGCAGCAGGCGGCCCACCGCCUGCUCCUUCCCCUGCUGACAACACUCAGAACGACGCAGUUCAGACGACUCCAUCGUCUCCUUCUUCUACGCAUGAGAACGGUGCACCCGCUUCCAGGAGUCCCUCAUCCGGUGCGUCAGGAGAAAACGGAGAAGCCGGUAACAGUGGUGGACGUGCCGUCAUCGAUGGCGGUAACGAUGACCCCCCUCCUCUCAAUCCCCCCAAACCCAAACCGAACCCGAACCCAAAUCAAUCGGGUGCAAGCGGUAGCGGCGGAGGCGGCGGCAGCAGUACAGAGGAUUCAUCUAGUCCCGGUUCCACUGGUGACCAAAACCCUGCUUCCUCCGGUCCUGGUUCCACGGCAACCCAUAAUCUAGGUUCCUCUGGUCCAACACCACAGGAGCCAUCCAGUGGGACAGUUAGUCCAUCAGGUGGUACAUCUGGUCCAGCAGCAGCACCCCCUAUUAAACUACCACCUACCACCCCUCCAUCGAAACCCUUUGACCCCAAGCAUCUCAUCCCGUACACCGCCGCGAUCAUUCCCGCGCUGGUUGGUAUUGGAAUCAUUGCGUUCUUCCUAUGGAAGUAUUUUGCGUACCUCGGACAAAGACGACGACGAACGUGUCGCACCGUUCGUGACGUGCCGUCACCGCCACUCGACGAAGAAAUAUUGGCGCAUCUACAACGCGGCGCGCCGCCACCCGAUUACGGGUACACCUUGAUUAGGGAUACGCGGGGCGCAUCUGCUGCCGAACGACGACGACGACGACAUCCACGCGUGCAUAAGCGCACGAUUGUCGAGCUACAUCUAGAAGUGCUCAACGAAUGUGAAGAGGCCGAGUGGGAAAACGUCAAAGACGACUAUUGGAAGAUUGUCGUGGAGGAGUUUAUGGCGGGCAACAACACCUGUACACGUAGCUCGCAUGCCUGUACCCCAGACGACGGUUUAGCAACCCAGGACUCAACAACAAACGCCGCUCCACCAACGCGGUAUCCACCCACUGACUCGGACGCAACAGAUUCAUGCCCACCACAUGACCCCGAUCCAUGGAGUUGUAUGGAAAACAUACAGUUAGCAACGGACGCUUCUCCACCUAACGAAGAUAACCCCGAUCCAUGGAGUUGUAUGGAAACCAUACAGUUAGAACAAGAAAGGACUCAUUCGCCCCCUCUCCCCUCUUCCGACCCCGGGAAUGAAAACCGGACCCCCGACCACACUAAUUGGAUUAACUGGAUUGAGCGUAACAAGCACCUAUUGCGGGCGUGCACGACGCAGCCGUGGUUUCUGCAAUUAAAAGCGGAUUGGACACAAUACCUGCAAAACAUCGAAGAGCAAGUACCGGACAAAGGCCAAGUACCUGGAUUGGAAAAUGUAAUGGCAGCAGAACACAUGCUCAGAGUGAGAGAUGCACCAGAGUUCCAACAACUGCAUCCACAACUGUACCUCCACAAGCCGCUAAGCACUAAAAUAUGGAUACUGAUCCUGGCAUUAGUCAUAGAACAGUGCGAGCUCGAACGCACUUUGCUGGAUAGGGACUUAUAUGUCGAUAUUUUAUUAGUACACCUUUGA
Molecule: messenger RNA, 3132 nt
Organism: Plasmodium fragile
Lineage: Eukaryota; Apicomplexa; Aconoidasida; Haemosporida; Plasmodiidae
Exons: 7
Coding region: 1-3132 (1043 amino acids)
Source: RefSeq, a predicted model, not a curated record